CGCGGAACCCGGAAGAGGUUGGGGCGGGGCCGCGUCAACUCGGAAGCGGUCGGCGGCGGUGGGCCGGAGGGGGCUCCGCCGCAAGACGAGGAGGAAGGGGCGGCUGCGGAUCCAGGAUGGCGGGGACGGCGCUCAAGCGGCUCAUGGCCGAGUACAAGCAGCUGACGCUGAAUCCACCGGAGGGAAUCGUGGCAGGCCCGAUGAAUGAAGAGAACUUUUUUGAGUGGGAAGCCUUGAUCAUGGGCCCAGAAGACACCUGUUUCGAGUUUGGUGUUUUUCCUGCGAUUCUUAGCUUUCCCCUGGACUAUCCACUCAGCCCCCCGAAGAUGAGGUUCACCUGUGAGAUGUUCCACCCGAACAUUUACCCUGACGGAAGUUGCAUCUCCAUCCUGCACGCUCCCGGAGACGACCCCAUGGGCUACGAGAGCAGUGCCGAGCGCUGGAGUCCUGUGCAGAGCGUGGAGAAGAUCCUCCUGUCAGUAGUGAGCAUGUUGGCAGAGCCAAAUGAUGAGAGCGGUGCUAACGUGGACGCUUCCAAGAUGUGGCGGGACGACCGCGAACAGUUUUAUCGCAUUGCCAAGCAGAUCGUUCAGAAGUCCCUGGGGCUCUAGGACACGCCUUCCCUCCCCGGCCUUCCUUGUUUCUCCCUCCCCACCCCCCCAUCAUCAGCGGUUCCCCUGCAGCGUCCCCUCUUGUCCCCAUGCUCAGCCCCUCGACGCUCCUUCCGUUGGAGGGGUGGCGGCUUCUGCUCUUAGGAGCAUUCCUCGGAUGGAAGGGUUGGACAUCUGGUCCGCCCAGGCACUGCCCCGCCUUGAUGCUGGUGAGAGGCCAGGCUGUCAGCUGCAGACAGGAACCGGAAGGAAGGGCUGGUGGCGGAAGCAGACUCCGGGCCCAUUGAUGCGUGUUGACAUAUGUGCCACGUGGGGAACAUCUGCUGCGAUCACAUUCUGUCCUUACAAUUUGACAAAUACGUGUUUUUCUUAUCAUCUAGUGGAAUGAUCUUUUCAGCUGUGCAUUGCUGUCAAACCCAGAAUGUUUUUGGCAGUGGCCUUUCUUAUCAUGUGGGUCAGCGCCUGGGGUGGGGGAGUGCUAUGAGGUGUGUGGAGUGGAUUAAUUAGGAAAAAUCUUCGUCAGUCCGUCUUUAAAACCAAGAGGUGUUUGGGCAACAUUUCUCACAGACUCUGAUCUCUGCUGUGGUCAGCCGCAAAUUCUGGCCAAGGUGCCUGUGGGGGUGCUGGGCUUUGCCCGGGCCUGCAGACUUGGAAGGCUCCCGGAAUCCUCAUGUGCCUGGGAUGAGCCGAAUGGCUCUGAAGCCUCUCUCCAAGGUCAGGUGGUGGAGAAGGAAGGCCCCAGCAGCCUGGCGCUCCUGUUGCUUCCUGGGAUCUUGACCGCCUCAGGAGUCUGGAGCCAGAGCUGAGAGAGAGAGAAUAUAAUCUAAGCAAUAACAGCUCCAUCACCUACAGAAUCAGCUGCUUGGGUCUGCUUUUAGCAGACGACAUUUUAAGUAGGAAUUUCUAUUUUUUAAAUGCAAGAAAUAGAUUUGCAUU
Phascolarctos cinereus (koala) is the source of this 1547-nucleotide messenger RNA. RefSeq names its product ubiquitin conjugating enzyme E2 G2 (gene UBE2G2). The record is from RefSeq and is a predicted model, not a curated record. NCBI's taxonomy places the organism in Eukaryota, Metazoa, Chordata, Mammalia, Diprotodontia, Phascolarctidae.